Molecule: messenger RNA, 2460 nt
Organism: Colletotrichum abscissum
Lineage: Eukaryota; Fungi; Ascomycota; Sordariomycetes; Glomerellales; Glomerellaceae
Product: fungal specific transcription factor domain-containing protein
Exons: 5
Coding region: 1-2460 (819 amino acids)
Biological process (GO): DNA-templated transcription; regulation of DNA-templated transcription
Molecular function (GO): DNA binding; DNA-binding transcription factor activity, RNA polymerase II-specific; zinc ion binding
Source: RefSeq, a predicted model, not a curated record
AUGAAUCCGGACCACGUAUCCCCACCCGCCGGACCAAGCACCGGCGGCAGCAACCCCUCUUCCACUUCCAACUCUUCCGCCCCCGGCCCCGGACCUUCGUCCGCCUACCAUUCGGCAUCAGCAUCAGCAGCAGCCGCCGCAAAACGCUCCCGCGUCCUCCUCUCCUGUGGUCCCUGCCGCGCCUCUAAGCUGAAAUGCGACCGCUCCGAGCCGUGCGGCCAGUGUCUGAAGAAGUCCCGCCCGGAAGGCUGCGUCUACGCGCCGAAACCCGAGAAGCAGAAGCCCGCCAAGGGCAUGGCGGCGCGGCUCAAGAGGCUGGAGGGUAUGGUGAGGACGAUGAUGGAUGAGGGAGGAGGUGUCGCGGGAGCGGGACCAGGAGGACCGCAGACUACUGGUGCUGUUGUCGACGCCGUGCAGGAGGAGGAGAAGGGCAUCGCGCAGCCGGGGGGUCAGCUUGUUCAGGGGGGUAGGGCGAGUACGUAUGUUGGGGCUACGCAUUUCAUGGCUAUUCUCGAGGAUAUUGAGGAUAUGAAGAGCUACUUUGAGGAGCCGGAGACCGACUACGACGAGAGCCCUGAACCGUCAGACGAGAUCGAGGCCCCUGAUCUCAUGCUCUUCUCGAGGAACAUGCCUCGCAGCAGAGAGGACCUGUUGAAGCUGCUCCCUGAGCAAAAGAUUGUCGACAGACUCAUCAUGAGGUACUUUUCCUCCCGUAGUCCAUCACAGCGUAAGACACCACGGCUCGGCUCUCGCGAUCUUCACCCCAUGGCUUCGUAUUACGCCCGCUUCUGGACCGACCCGUCCAGCACCGACCUCCACUGGCUCGCCCUCCUCUUCAUGGUCAUGUCCCUCGGCGUCUUCUACUCGACCUUCAUGGCACCCCACGAGCUCUCGGUCGACUCCCCGCAGCCGCCCAUGGACCGCUUCAAGCUCUUCCGCGCCGCCGCCGCCUGCUGCCUCGUCUGGGGCAGGUACACCCACCCGACCAUCGCCACCAUCCCGCCCUUCAUCCUCUACGUCGAGGCCGAGUUCAUCAUCUCCCGCGCCGCCCAGAUGAACUGCUACGUCCUCUCCUCCGUCUGCCUCCGCCUCCUCCUCAAGAUGGGCCUCCACCGCGACCCGGACCGCCUCCUCGCCGCGGGAACCGUCAUCUCCCCCUACGAGGGCGAGAUGCGCCGCCGCAUGUGGAACAUGGCCGUCCAGCUCGACCUCCUCGUCUCCUUCCACAUGGGCCUCCCCAGCAUGCUCAACGGCAUCGACGCCGACUGCAGCCUCCCGCGCAACCUCAUCGACGAGGACUUUGACGAGGACACCCUCGUGCUCCCGCCGGCCCGACCCGCGACGGACUACACCGAGAUGACCUACCCCAUCAACAAGUCCGCCAUGAUGCUCGUCUUCGGCCAAGUCGCGCGGCAGUCCCACCUCCUCACCCCGCCGCCCUACGCCGAGGUAAUGCGCCUCGACGACCUCCUCAACGCCUCGUGGCGCGCCGUGCCGCAGUUCAUGAUGGUCAAGCCCCUACAGGAGUGCGUCACCACCCCGCCCAUGCAAAUCAUCCAGCGCUUCGGCCUCGCCUCGCUCUACAACAAGAGCCGCUGUGUCCUCCACCGCCGCUUCCUCCUCGACCCCGCGCCGCGCCGCGAGCACGACUACUCCCGCCGGCAGUGCCUCGAGGGCGCCGUCGUCCUCCUCGACUUCCAAAACACGAUAUGGCACGCCUGCCAGCCGGGCAACAUGCUCAGCCAGAACGGCUGGUUCGUCUCCUCGCUCGCCGUGCACGACUUCCUCCUGGCCGCCACCAUCCUAUACCUCGCCAUCGGACACGAACCGUUCUGGGGUGGCGUGGACGGCAAGACCGGCGCGGCGACGACGACGACGGCCUCGCCCGGGUGGAUGGCGGAGAUGAAUCCCCCGCCGACGAGGGCGUACCUCCUGCACCUCCUGCAGAGGUCGUAUUCCGUCUGGAUCGCCAUCGCCGGCGGCGUGCCCGAGGUGAGGAAGACGGCGGGUAUCCUGGAAACGAUGCUGAACAAGCUGGGGUCGCCGCCGAACUCUCCGCCAGAGAACGGGGGCGCAAAGGUGUCGUCGGCAUCGGGGCUUCGCCAGAGUGACGGGCCGGAAUCGGCUGCUCGAUCCGCCCAAGACGACCAACAGCUCCUCGACGGUCUUUCAAUCAGUGACUCGACAUCGUUCCCUACGACUACGACGAAUCGCUUCCAGCCCUUUGAGUUUGUCACGUCGGGCCUCGGGCCAAGUGAACCUGGGCUCGAUCGAGGAUGGGCGGCGGUUGGCAAUGAAGAGAUGGACUGGCGGUACUUUGACAACAUUAUGGCUCAGCCUCACAAUGACCCAGUCGGUCUCGAGUCACUGGACGCGUCCCAGCCGUGGUUUGAACGGACACUGGGACCGGACGAUUUUGAUUUCUCUACGUCUGGUGCAUGGGAUCCAAGCUUGGGAUAA